GCUCUUCCUUUCAUCUUCCCCAUGGCAGACGUUUCUAUUUAUUCACUGGCAAUCAAUGUGUGGCGUCACCGGUGGUACUGUAAUGACGACUGCACCAUUGAGGAUGACAGCUUAGAAAGAAGAGGGCAAUGGUGAUCCCUCCCAGAGCAGCACAGCAGAGUGUAGCGCUCGCAUCACAAGGUCACCCUAUCUCACCGCUUGCUCCUCUGCAUCCCACAAUGGAAACCAGGAAGGAGAUGGUGAUGUUUCUGGAGGGGACACAACUUGGCGCUCUAGUUGGCAAGAGGGUGCCUAAUUUGUCCGAAGCAGUGGGGAGCCCCGCACCGGAGCCACAGGAGAAGAUGAUCCAUCGGAACUGCCUCAGCCCCAGACCUGGCCCCUUGUCGUCUCGGGAGAGAGCAGGAGGAGGAGGUGGCGGAGGAGAAGACGAAGAGGAGGUGGAGGUGCUGCCAGGGACAGGGACGGUGCCGGAGAGCCGCUCGGCAGCGACAGCACUGCUUUCGGCCGGACAGCAGCCCCCCGCCCCGGAGCCCCCCUCCAGCAAAGGGCACCAGAGCAGCUCGGACACAGAGUCGGAUUUCUAUGAGGAAAUCGAGGUGAGCUGCACCCCGGACUGCGCCACGGGGAGCGCCGAGUACCAGCACAGCAAAGGGCAGUGCUCCGAGGCUCUGGCCGGCAGCCCCAGCAGCGAGGGGGAUCACCCCAAGGGCAGCGGAGGCAGCGGCGGCUCCCAGGGCUCGCUGGCCUGCAGCGCCAGCGACCAGAUGCGCCGCUACCGCACCGCCUUCACCCGCGAGCAGAUCGCCAGGCUGGAGAAGGAGUUUUAUCGGGAGAACUACGUGUCCAGGCCCCGGAGAUGUGAACUGGCGGCUGCUCUAAAUCUGCCAGAAACCACCAUCAAGGUUUGGUUCCAGAACCGCCGGAUGAAGGACAAGCGGCAGCGCCUGGCCAUGACCUGGCCUCACCCGGCCGACCCGGCGUUUUAUACCUACAUGAUGAGCCACGCGGCAGCCACCGGCAAUUUGCCCUACCCGUUCCCGUCCCACCUGCCCCUGCCCUACUACUCCCCCAUGGGCAUCGGCGCCACAUCGGCCUCCGCCGCCACCCCCUUCAGCACUCCCCUGAGGCCGCUGGACACCUUCCGGGUCCUGUCCCACCCCUACCCGAGACCAGAACUGCUGUGCGCCUUCAGGCAUCCCUCUCUCUACCCUGCCCCAAGCCAUGGACUCAGCAGCGCCGGGGGCAACCCCUGCUCCUGCCUGGCUUGCCACAGCGGCCAGUCCAACGGGCUGUCGCAGAGACCUUCCGGCUCAGACUUUACCUGUUCGGCCACAACCAGGACUGACUCUUUCCUCACUUUCACGCCCUCUGUGCUGAGCAAAGCCACCUCAGUUUCCAUGGACCAGCGAGAAGAAGUACCUUUAACGAGAUAA
Messenger RNA from Strigops habroptila (Kakapo), 1433 nucleotides. It is a transcript of the gene EVX1, whose product is annotated as even-skipped homeobox 1. Gene Ontology annotation, cellular component: nucleus. Lineage: Eukaryota; Metazoa; Chordata; Aves; Psittaciformes; Psittacidae. Gene Ontology annotation, biological process: regulation of transcription by RNA polymerase II. The coding region runs from base 129 to 1433 and encodes 434 amino acids. The transcript is spliced from 4 exons. Gene Ontology annotation, molecular function: DNA-binding transcription factor activity, RNA polymerase II-specific; RNA polymerase II cis-regulatory region sequence-specific DNA binding. The record is from RefSeq and is a predicted model, not a curated record.